AUGCCAGCUAGAGAUCCAGCAACUUCACCACAUUUACCAUCCACUUUACCUUCCAAUCAUCCCAGUUUCUCCCAUGCAUCUUCCCCAAUCUUACCCACUCAUCAACAAACCAAAUCCCAAAAUAGUCAACCUCUAUCGCCACCAAUCUCAGCUUCAGCUUCAGCAUCCUCAUUCUCAAUUAGAACUUUAGCCUCUGCGAAAAACAACUCGGAACCUCCUACACCAGAUCAUCAAGGUGGAAACAGUUAUUUCUCACAAGUAUUAAGAAGAGUCAGCGGUGGUGUAGAUUCAGGUCCGAGUGCAUUACAACCUAUGGAUAAUCAUAGUGCAACGAAUAACGGUUCAAGCCAUAAUGAUUCUGCUGUCGGGAUAAACUCAAAGAAUGGCGGUGUGUCAAGGAGGAGAAGUGUUGAUUGGAAUAAUAAUAACAACAAUAACAAUAACAACCAUCAUGACGAUCGAUUCUCUCUUAUUCCGCACACGCAUUCUUCCAACACUUCCCAAUCAAUUCGAGAUUCAACAGCAAGAUUAGCGUCCAUGUCAUUCUCGUCUCGACCUAGAGCUAUAUCAUCUGCUACUGGAGGGGGAGCAGGAGCAGGAGCAGGAGAAUCCACUUUUAGUCAUUUCUCACCUUCCAAAUCACCAUUAGCCUCCAAAAAUGGAUCGAAUUCAGCUUCCAAUUCCAAUCAUAUGGCCGCUCAAUCUGUUUCAUCAUUGUCAAAACCACAUCGUCCCGCGAAUCCCAGUCACCUCAACCCAGCAAUUGCAGUUGGGGAUAAAUCAUCUUCUCCAGAGGAUGAUCUAUCAAAGAAUGGAAUGGCAGUUUCACCUUAUACGGGUCAAAGAUCAGGUCUUAGUAUGAUGUUAGAAAGAGCUAAAGAAGCUGCUGAAACAACGAGUGUAAAUGGUAUUGUUGAUUCGAAUGAGCACAAAUCUCCAAGCAAACCUUCAAGUGUGACAGAAAGUGAUGAACAAUCAGGGGAGAGAACACCUGUUCCACAUAAAAAACCACUUGCAGAUCUCGACUGCGAAGUGAUCUCAUCAUCGGCAAGCUCACAAGGAAAUCCAUCUAGACAUGCAUCAGCUUCUUCACUAAGACGAUAUUUAGCAGAUGAGGUAGCUAGAGAAGAUCUUGAACGUGCCAACGCUGAUGAACAUACUCCGUUACUUGGUGGAAAUGUUGAAGGGAAGAAAAGAUCUUGGGGUGGUCAAGCUCUAUCAGAUGUCAAAAUAUGGAAAAACAGUUUAGCUAAAGUAUCAGCCAAAGAUGUCGCUAAAGGCUGUGUCGUCGAACCAGUCAAAGCUAUUCCUUCGGUCAUUCUGGGUUUACUGUUGAACGUACUUGACGGUGUCAGUUAUGGUAUGAUAUUAUUCCCCGCAAAUGCAGUGUUCGUUGAUUUUGGUUCGUUAGGAGUCUCCAUGUUCUUCAUGUCCUGUAUUGUCUCUCAACUAGUCUUCUCUCUGGGCGGUAGCAUCUUCCCAGGAGGUAACGGUUCCAUGAUGAUUGAAGCUGUACCAUUUUUCCAUAUCUUGGUGAAUACUUUUGAGACCGUUAUCGGCGACGACGAUCAAGCUAUUAUUGCUACUACCAUGGCAGCUUUCGCUUUCAGUUCCAUCUUGACUGGUAUUGUCUUUUUCUCCCUUGGAGCAUUUAAGCUUGGUGGACUGAUAGGUUAUUUCCCUCGACACAUCCUUGUUGGUUGUAUUGGUGGAGUUGGUGUUUUCCUUAUCGAAACAGGUUUAGAGGUCUCUCGAGGCUUGAAAGAAGAAGGAUUCGAAUACAAUCUCGCUACCAUCAAGAUUUUCUUUGAAUCUUCUCACGUCAUAGCAUUGUGGACCAUCCCUUUGGCCCUCGCCAUCCUCUUGAGAGUAAUAACUCAUUUCUGGCAUCACCAACUGGUCUUCCCUGCAUAUUUCCUUGUAAUACCUGUAAUUUUCUACACGGUAGUUCUCAUCGGAAGAUGGGAUAUCGAUUACCUGAGACAGACAGGAUGGGUAUUUGAUGUUGGAAAAAGUACCCAAAGCUGGUGGAAAUUCUACACGCAUUUCGAUUUCCGUAAAACGCAUUGGGAAGCGUUCUGGGCUGCUAUGCCUACACAACUCGCUUUGGUGUUCUUCGGUAUUCUCCAUGUACCCCUCAACGUGCCAGCUUUAGGCGUUUCAUUGGGUGAAGAUAAUGUUAAAUUGGAUAGAGAAUUGGUCGCCCAUGGUUUCUCUAAUCUUGCUGCUGGUUUGACCGGUACUGUACCUAACUACCUUACCUACGUCAAUACUGUUCUCUUCUACCGUGUUGGUGGAGGUUCCCGUUUAUCAGGUCUCAUGCUUGCUGCUGCUACUACAGCUGUCAUGAUGAUUGGACCUUCAGUCAUAGCGGCUCUGCCUGUCAUGUUGGUUGGAGCUUUGAUUUUCGUCCUCGGUAUAGACCUUGUGAUUGAAGCUGUAUGGGACACUCGAAACCGAGUGAACAAGUGGGAAUACAUCACCAUCUGGGUUAUUGCGAUUGGUAUGACAAUCUUCGACUUUGUCAUCGGUUUACUACUUGGUGUCAUCCUCGCUUGUAUCUUCUUUGUCGUCCAAAGCUCCCGUCGAAGAGCUAUUAGAACCGUGUUCAGUGGGGCUACAGCUCGAUCGACCGUUCGUAGACCUAAAUCACAGAGAGAAUUUAUUGUACAAGUUGGAUCUCAAACCUAUAUCAUGAAGCUCCAAGGUUUCUUGUUCUUUGGUACUAUCACUGCUGUAGAGAACGAGAUUCGACAUCUGCUUGAUCUUGCAAAAUGGCAGCAUAACCCCAUUCGAUUCCUUAUUAUUGAUCUGCAUUUAGUGCAUGGCAUGGAUUAUUCCUCGGCGGAAGCUUUCGUCCGUGUACAACGGUUAUUAGCUGCUAAGGACGUCCUCCUGAUCCUGUGUGGAGCGGCACCGAAUGGACUAGUAGGAACUGCACUCCAAUCUGUUGAUCUCUGGGCAGAUAGGGAGGGUACCAGGGUUGAAGUCUUCGCAGGAUUGAAUGAUGCCUUAGAAUGGACCGAGAACGCGUAUUUGACUGCGUUCUACGAGAAUCAACAGAUGCUUGAUCAAGACGUAUCAUCGACUCAAGGGAUCGAUUUCCCCAAAAUAGCCAAACCUCCGUUCACGCUUGCAGAAUCCUUCCAAAACUCUCCACGAAGAAGUCAUCUUGUCAAAGCUGGUGGAGACACUUUACCAAGAUCUGCAUUCCCAUCGCCCCCUAAACCUGAACCCUCGUCAUUACCUGAUUUCUCAACAAUGCAACCUAUCCCAUUACUAUAUCAGACAUUUGGAUCAUACCUAGACGAGUCAUCAUCAACAGAUCAAGAAUUCCUCAAUGAUUUAGUGCCUUAUUUCAAGAGAGAGUCAAUAUUAUCGGGAGAUACGUUAUGGAAUCAAAAUGAUCCUGGUGAUGGGUUAUACGUGAUCGAAUCAGGUUGUCUCAGAGCAACUUAUUUGUAUGAUGAUCACACCAGUCUAGUUCAAGAGACGAUGGUAGCUGGUACCAUAGCAGGAGAUCUAAGUACUUUGAGUGAAACAAAAAGAAAUUGUACGGUCGUAGCUGAAAGGGAUUGUACACUUUGGAAAAUGGAUCAACAAAGUUUACAAAAUUUAGAAAAUGAAAAAUCGGAAACUGCUAGAAAAUUCAUCAAAAUCGUUUUGAAAGCUGUCGCUGAAGAACAUGAAGUUUUAAGUUCACAUUUGAUGACUGUCCUGUCAUAA
This is a messenger RNA of Kwoniella shivajii, 3726 nucleotides long. RefSeq lists its product as uncharacterized. The transcript is spliced from 17 exons. Gene Ontology annotation, cellular component: membrane. The coding region runs from base 1 to 3726 and encodes 1241 amino acids. The record is from RefSeq and is a predicted model, not a curated record. Lineage: Eukaryota; Fungi; Basidiomycota; Tremellomycetes; Tremellales; Cryptococcaceae.